AACUGGGAAAACAUGUCUCCGACUAGCGUCCUGCUGAGGUCCACCGACCCUCUCUUUUUAUCAGCAUAUUAUUUCAGUCUGACAAAAUACUCGUUGUUUUGUAUUUUUUUAGCUGGGAAACAAAAACUUACAAACCAGGCCGGCCUGGCCGCUUACCUGGUUCCCCCCGUUGGUCAGUGGUGCAUCCCAAGAUGGAGGGCGCAGCCCUGGGACACUGACGCCUGGCCCGCGUGGGAGCGAGCGGGGUUCGGGACAGCGGGAGCGGCCGGGGGACAGCGCCAUGCCUCACAAGAAGAAAAAGCCCUUCAUAGAGAAGAAGAAAGCAGUGACAUUUCACUUAGUGCACCGAAGUCAGAGGGAUCCUCUUGCUGCUGAUGAUACUGCACCCCAGAGGGUUCUGCUGCCCACACAGAAAGGGCAUGAGGAGCGAAGAAGGGAAGAGCAGCGCAAGUAUGGUGUCUUCUUUGAUGAUGACUAUGACUAUCUGCAGCACCUCAAAGAAGCCUCUGGUCCCUCUGAGCUUGUCCCAUCUGUGCGUGGACAGCAAAGCAGAAUUGUCAUCACAAAUGAGGGGCACAUAGAGGAUGAAAUUCAGAGAAUUUCAGCUCCAUCCAUUAAGUUGCCUUCCUCAGUGUUUGCCACAGAGUUUGAAGAGGAUGUGGGCUUGUUGAAUAAAGCUGCUCCUGUUUCAGGACCACGCCUAGAUUUUGACCCAGAUAUUGUUGCAGCUCUUGAUGAUGAUUUUGACUUUGACAAUCCAGAAAAUAUUCUGGAAGAUGAUUUUGUUCUGCAAGCAAAUAAACCACAGAAGCGGGCACCUGAUGCUGAGGAUGAAGAUGAAUGGGAAGAUAUGGAAGAUGAUAGUGAUGAAAAGGAUAGCUGCAGUACUGAUAGAGACUAUGAUUCAGAAGGUCCUUUGUCAGAUGGUGAGGUUAAUGGACAGCCAAAAGAAUUCCUUUUCAUGCAAGAAGAAACCAGGAGUCGUUUCACGGAAUAUUCUAUGACAUCUUCAGUAAUAAGACGGAAUGAGCAGUUGACCCUCUUGGAUGACAGAUUUGAGAAGUUUUAUGAACAAUUUGAUGAAGAUGAGAUUGGAGCCUUAGAUAACGUGGAGUUAGAAGGCUACAUUAACACAGACAAUGCUCGGCUGCAGGAAGUCCUGGAUGAUUACUACAAAGAGAAAGCAAAGAAUUGUGUGAAAUUGGAUGCUCUUGAACCUGAUGAAGAUUUGGACUCUCCAGCAAAUGAAGAAAGUGAGGAGGAAAAGGAAGAAAUAGUAACUGUAGUUAUUGAGGAGCCAAAAGAAAAGUGGGAUUGUGAAUCCAUUUUGAGUACUUAUUCAAACUUAUAUAAUCACCCAACACUUAUUAAGGAGCCAUCAAAGCCCAAACCAAUAAAAAUUUCUCAGAAGACUGGAAUUCCCCUACACGUCCUGCCUCAGAAGGGUCUCACUGCUAAGCAGGUGGAGCGCAUGCAAAUGAUAAAUGGCAGUGACCUGCCAAAAGCAUCAACACAGCCUCGUUCCAAAGCUGAGAGCAAAGAGGAUCGCAAAGCCAGAAAACAGGCAAUAAAAGAGGAGCGAAAGGAACGCAGAAUGGAGAAGAAAGCCAACAAGCUGGCCUUCAAACAGGAGAAGACAAGACAAGAGAAAGAGUUGCUCAAUCUGAAACAAAAUGUGCAAGGUCUGAAGCUGUCCUGAUGAAACUGAGAAACUUACUGUAGAACUAUCCCUAAUUUUUCAUUUGUGUUGAGAAGGGAACUGCUAACUCACACCUUUGCCAGUCCUGCUCAAAGAGGGUUCUUCAAAUCUCACUGUAACAAGACCCAGUAAUUUGUCAUUUUUCUGAAGUGAAAUUCUAUAUAAAAUAAUGUAUUGGUGAUAUCUAUUCUGUCAUGAGUGACAUGGCAAUUGCUGCAAAGUUUCAUUACAGCAGAAAUGUAUUAAAAUUACAAAUAUUUUUCUUACUAGUUAUCACUGAACAAGGUUUUAUAUGUAUUUGUUGAAUGUAUUCAACAAAUCAGCAGAAUCCUACAGAUUUGAUCUGAUUAGAUUCUUCUAUUAAAUUAUUUCAGUUUACAAAACAGUAUUUUCAUUUAUGUCUUUUCUCUCUUAUACUGAUGGUUGAAUAUAGUUCCUUGCUAUAAUACAGUUUUGUAUGUCAAGGAGUUUACACCCACUCUUCCUUGGGGUUUUUUUUGGGUAGAUUAUUUAUUGUUUUGGUACUAUGAUGGGAGCCUUUUGUCUGAAAAGCUGUUCUCCAACUGGACAUCGCUGUUACCUAAUCUGAGUUUUACAUUUCCUGGCAAAUAAAAUGUGUCACAAGGAGCGUUGCACUUACAGAAGUCAGUGACCCUUAAUGUUGCCAUUGGAAUUGGCUUUGCUGGAAGUACUCAGUCUGAGUAGAAUGGCAGACAAACAGCAGAUACUUGGAUAAAAAGUGUGUGUUGCAGAUAGUGUGUUGCAGAUAGUCACUGCCUUAGUGUCUCUAGAAUACCCUUCCUCAGGUCUUGGGUUUAACUUGAUUUAGUUGGAAUACAAACUUAAUACCUGCUCCUGUUGUUAUAAAAACUUCCUAAAGAUGAGCUGAGGGCCACAAUCUGUAGGUUUGGUGUGAACUUGAAUGUUUAUACUGUGAACAUGAAUUGUUUUGAUAGUGACUGGUUCAUAAUGUGAGUAAAAUGAAUAGGAUUUUUAGUCAGCCCUGAAUCCUUCUGUACUCAUUAAAAAACUCCUCAGGUUUAUGUCUGUAUGUUACAGACAUAAUCUUCUGCCUUUAUGUGAAAAGUUAACUUUUUUACUGGAAGGUGACAUGAUGACACCAAUACAUCAGUGCAGUGGCCUGACUACUGGUGAAUUCAAAGCAUCUUCAAUAUUCCUUCAGUAGUUUUGUGAAUACUAGAUAGAGACAAGAUAACAGGCACUGAUAAAGUCUUUUAAUGUACAGAAAAUUCAAAAUACUUGUUUUUAUUGGAAGAAAGCUUUUAUAAUAUAUUUUGAUUGGUAAAGCAUCAUGAUUUUGGAGAAGGGAAUAAAGUGUCUGAAUCUGCAAGUCUUGGUUACUGCUCAGAAAGCUAAAGUAUCAUGUACAGUAUACACAUCUAGAUUAAGCCUUCAUUUUCUAGAAUUGUCUGUUAACAGAAUCAGUAAGAAAUAAUCUCUAAGAUUAGAAAAAGUUUUAGUAUUUUCCUUUAGCUGAUGCUGGUGCUAGUUUUCAUGUUUUUGACAAGCUUAAGCAGGAUCUGCCUGUGUCUUAAUUGCUAAUUGUCUAAUCACUGAUUCUGUGGUAACUGGAACACUGACCACCCGGUACUCAUGAUUCCUGACAGCAAAACAGAAAGGAAAUCUGAGAACCAAGUCUGUUGAGGUGAGUCAGAUACCAGGAAAUAAGUUCAAUGGAACAAGUAAGUAACAGAUUCUGUUCAGUGCUUUGGGGUGGAAAUAUGAUUUUGUGGUUUACCAAAAAGGACAGUCUUACUAAAGCCAGUGCACACGUUCUUUGCUAGGUUUCUCAUCACUGAUUCAGUGGUACUGUGCUUAUACCUAAAGUCCUUUAAAAUAAAAACAAAAAUAAAAGGAAAAACUAACAUCUAGAGGGGAUGAGAACAGAAUAAAGAAGUGCGGGAGGAAGGCACUUGAAAUGAAGAGUGUAGUCUGGACCAAGGACAGACACAGCUGUGGCUUGGAAACAAAGGAGGAAAGACAUUUAAACAGAGGCAAUAGGAAAGGAGUCAAAAAGGUUUUGGAAUUGCUGUGUUCCUCUUCACUUGUAAUCAGUGAAACACUACAAUAACCUUAAUAGUGCUUUGGAGUGUGGUAAAAUCCCAAGGAAAAGGUAAAAAACUAAAGCAGUCAUUCAUCUGCUUAGCAAGGCAAGGAUUUAUUUUGUUUUAGCACAAGGAGGUAAAGAACACUUACAUGAGAAGUCCUUACAGAAGUUAAUUUAAUGAAGUACCUCUGUAGGUUGCAAGUCAAAUGAAAAGGACUCUCCUUUUCCUGAAGUUUUUCUAAAGGCUGUUUGUGUUUACUAGAAGUCAUGUCCCUGUUCUGAAAUGAGUGUGAUUGUCUUGGAGUUAGAAGGGCCUGAAACUACUUUCCAUGUAACUUUAACACCUACUUUUUCCCAAAAAAAAGGUGAUUUAAACGCAAAUCUCAACAAAUUUAACAUCUGUAAAGUAAGAUCAUCUUGGAGUGCUGUUUAGCAUAUCAUGGAAGCAUUCCACCUUAAUAAUGAAGAUUGUGCCACACUUUGCAUGAUACUUUCUACCUUAACCAUUACUGGGUAUCCACUAGCUGAUAUCCAAACCAUAAAUCUGGGAGGGUGCAGGUCACCUGCCCUGAAUUUAGGCAGUGGUGAACUUAAGUAUUGUUCCACCAUCUCCUCUGCCAGCUGUGAUGUCAUUGUGAAAGCACUUACCUGAGCAGUCAUGUGGAAAAUGGAAUGCUGCCUGUCAUAGCUAAGGAGAGCUUGUGCUGUGUUGGAGCAGGAUAAAUGAGGAGGGAGUUCUGCAAAAGGGAAGCCUGCUGUACUUGGACAGCUAUUGGAAGUUUUGGUGAAGUCCUUCAGGAGUUAAACUGAACCCAAAAUAAAUAUUGCUGCAGCUCCCUGCUCCUGGAUCUGAUCCAGUGUUCCAAGGAAGCUUCAAAAGGAAGUGCAAGCCCUUCAGCAUUUUGAGACAGAGACUAUAGGCAAGAGAAAUCACCACUGUGAAGACACAGCCCCUGCAAAGGACUCUAUACAGUGUCCAUUAUGCUCUCAAACGUUUGCUGAGGCUCUGUGACAGAGGGACAUGGAGUUUUGUGGAAAGCAAGCUGUCAGCCAUGCUGCAAACUCCACCAGACAGGCUUUGGACAAGCAACCAUUGACUGAGAGAAAAACUCCAACAUUAACACCUGCUGUGUUAGCACUUCUGGAGAGAAUACAAAAAGAGAAACAUAAACCAGAGACCUCUUCAGAAACACCGAAGAAAACAGGAAAAUCUAUGAGUGUGUCCCCUGUGAAGAUUUCCUCAGGAAAGGUUGGAUCAUGAUGUUUGGUGCUCCUGCUCCUCAGACCAUGCAGUCACUGGGGUUCCCAUCUCUGGACAUGCCCAGCAAGUCAGAGCAGCAAGAAGCCCUUACAGCCCCUGUUUAAAGGUGAUUGUGGUGCUGUUGCUCAAGAGCUUUCAGAGCACAAGUGGACAUCAGAAGAUAAGAGUGACAGGUCAACAAGGAUGCGUUAAGGCUUUCUGCUGACACAUCAUAGAAGAUCUUAAGCAACACAAUUUUUCAGCACCACUUCCCUCUGAAAUACUACAGCUACCAAUAAAAUAAGCAAACUGUAA
Messenger RNA from Passer domesticus (house sparrow), 5322 nucleotides. It is a transcript of the gene LTV1, whose product is annotated as LTV1 ribosome biogenesis factor. NCBI's taxonomy places the organism in Eukaryota, Metazoa, Chordata, Aves, Passeriformes, Passeridae. Gene Ontology annotation, cellular component: cytosol; preribosome, small subunit precursor; nucleus. Gene Ontology annotation, biological process: ribosomal small subunit biogenesis; ribosomal small subunit export from nucleus. The coding region runs from base 281 to 1699 and encodes 472 amino acids. The transcript is spliced from 18 exons. The record is from RefSeq and is a predicted model, not a curated record.